Molecule: messenger RNA, 775 nt
Organism: Poecilia reticulata (guppy)
Lineage: Eukaryota; Metazoa; Chordata; Actinopteri; Cyprinodontiformes; Poeciliidae
Gene: znf593
Product: zinc finger protein 593
Molecular function (GO): zinc ion binding; nucleic acid binding
Source: RefSeq, a predicted model, not a curated record
UUGUUUCUCUCUUCACUUGGCGCCCCCUGGAGGAGAACAAAUUAACUGCCGCGAUAACCCGGAAAUACAUUCUAUCUCCCCUUGGUUGCACGUGCAGAAGUCCUGCUCGGUCCAGCAUGGGGAAGUCCAAACAGACCGGAAACCAUAAGGGCGACAAGAAGAAGAACAUCGCUAAGAAGUGGAAGACGAAGCGCCGGACCAAAGAUUUAGACCAGAUCCACUCGGACAUGAAGCCGGAAACCGCGGCCAAGCUGCUGCGUCAGGACGUGGACUAUGACGUAACGGGAUGCGCACAACACUACUGCUUACAUUGCGCGCGAUACUUUGUCGACAUGCGAUCCAUGAAGGAGCAUUUCAAAACCAAAGUGCAUAAGAAGCGGUUGAAGCAACUGAGGGAGGAGCCGUACACGCAGGCGGAGGCGGAGCGCGCCGCAGGGAUGGGAUCCUACAUCGCCCCGAAAACCGUAGAAGUGAAAACGCAACCUGUGGAGGAAAACAUGGACUGAACACUGCUAAACGCACAGACUCUCAUUAACAGAAACCUUCUGUUAUUUAUUAUCAUCACAAAGCUGUGAUUUUUAUGGCGGCUUGUAACUUUCUGCCUUCUAUAUCCACGUAAACAUGGAAUAAUAAACUAAAAAACUACAUGUUAAAAUUCUAGUUUUCUCUGAAAUCAAUGAAUACUUAAAGGUAAUUAAUUAUUAGUAUGCUUUCGAGUUGAUGUAAUUUUGCAGUAUUCAAAUAAAAAACUGAUUUGGUAAGACUGAUAAAAUGA